Phytophthora nicotianae INRA-310 is the source of this 2000-nucleotide messenger RNA. RefSeq lists its product as hypothetical. Gene Ontology annotation, molecular function: SUMO activating enzyme activity. The transcript has 2 exons. The record is from RefSeq and is a predicted model, not a curated record. Lineage: Eukaryota; Oomycota; Peronosporomycetes; Peronosporales; Peronosporaceae. The coding region runs from base 52 to 1926 and encodes 624 amino acids. Gene Ontology annotation, cellular component: SUMO activating enzyme complex; cytoplasm. Gene Ontology annotation, biological process: protein sumoylation.
GUUGACCGGUAAAGAUCUGCUCGUUGGCGUUCACCAUCAGAAACGAAGACGAUGGCGGGAAGCUUAGCGACGGUCUUGGGAGAAGACCUGCGCAGUAAGGUACAAAAUGCGAAGAUCUUGGUGGUGGGAGCCGGUGGAAUUGGUUGCGAGCUGCUCAAGAAUCUGGUGCUCAGCGGCUUCGAGGAUAUCGAGCUCAUUGACCUGGACACCAUCGACGUGUCGAACCUAAAUCGCCAAUUCCUGUUCCGGUCGCAUCACGUGGGUAAGUCUAAGGCGCUUGUGGCCAAGGAAAUCGCCACGACCUUCAACCCGCGCGCCAAAAUUAAGGCGCACCAUGGCAACAUUAAGAGCAGCCAGUUCGGCCUCGAGUACUUCCAGCAAUUCUCACUCGUGCUCAACGCUCUGGACAACGUGGACGCGCGUAAGCACGUGAAUCGUUUAUGUCUAGCCACUAAUAUACCACUCAUCGAGAGCGGCACCACGGGCUACCUUGGCCAGGUAUUUGUCAUCAAGAAAGGUGAGACUGAAUGCUACGAGUGCACAACCAAGGUCACGCAGAAGCAGUACCCGAUCUGUACUAUUCGUAGUACACCUGAGAAGAUGGUACACUGCAUCGUGUGGGCCAAGGAGUGCUACAAGCUUCUCUUCGGUAAGAUGGAAGACUCCAUGUUGUGGGAGGACCCGACAAACGAGGAUAAAUCGGUCUUUAUGGAUCUCUGCACACGCUCACCGGACAUGAACCUCGACGAUGUCACUAAGCUACAGGAGUAUGCAUGUGGCGUCUUCCGCGGGCUUUUCGAUUUUGAGAUCAAGAAGAGGCUUGAGAUGAAGACGUACAAGGCGGCGGCCAAACGUCCACAGCCGUUGGUCUUGGAGGAGAUUGUUGGCUCGAACAUUGUGAAGGCAAUUAGUCUCAACGAUGAGGCGGUUAAGAAGCAGACCGAUAACGGGAAGAUCUGGAACGACCGCGACGUGUGGAGCGUUUCGGAGUGCGUGACCCGCUUUGUGUCGUGUAUUGUCCGUACCCUCAGCAGUGAGCAGUCUCGCGCCAACCUGGGUAGCUACGAGUUCGACAAGGAUGACGCUACUGCGAUGGAGUUCGUGACUGCUGCUGCAAACUUACGUGCGUCUGUGUUCUCCAUUGCAAUGGAGUCGUUGUACAGCUGCAAGGGCAUUGCCGGUAACAUCAUCCCUGCUAUCGCCACUACGAACGCUAUCGUGGCUGGUUUCCAGGUGCUCAAGGCUUUUCGUAUUCUAGAGGCAGCAAAGCCGGUGGGAGAAGCAUGCAAAUACACACACUGCAAUCGUUCGUGGAAUGCUCGUGGUGAGCUCCUUCAGCCUAGUGCCCUCGCGAAGCCGAACCCGCAGUGCUACGUGUGCUCCAAGCACACAGUGGAGCUGGCUGUGGACACCAACCGCAUGCUGCUGCGUGGCUUGGUGGAACUAGUGCUGAAGAAGAAACUAGGCGUGAACGAGCCCACUAUUUCGAUCGGACCUAACACAAUCUACGAAGAAGGUGAGGAUGCUGAGACGAGUCUGGCGGUCAACCUGGAGAAGAAGCUCGUGGAUCUGCCUGGCAAGGGUAUCCGUCACGAUACUACCGUGUCUAUCGAGGAUUUCUCGCAGGAUUUCCGCUGCAACAUCCGCGUGUUCCAUCGCGACGAAGAAGAGUUCGGAGAGGAGGCGACGGAGCUAUUCGCGCUGGGAGGCGACAUCGCUAAGUUAGCAGCAGAUCUGAAGGUGGAGGAGGAGAAACAGGCGGCGCUCAAAGAGGCUGCUGUCUCUGCUCAAGACGACGAUGACGAUGAUUACUUCGAGGAGGUCGAGCCCAUGGAUGUCCUAGUGCACAAGCGCAGUAGGGAUACAACUGAAGACGAUGCGACUUCAAGCAAGAAGGCCAAGUCCGACGUGGUGGAUCUGCUCUAGAUUCGUACUUAGUGGGGAAUAGUAAUCUUCACGAUGAGUAAUGAUACUGGCUUUUGACUUGAUUAAAGUAUUGA